GACUCAGCUGAGGUCACGUCUUCUGGGAGUCUUUCCAGAGCCCUGCAGACAGGGGGGGAUGUUACCAUCACUGACCUGCCUCUGGCCCUAGAACAGAUCCAGGGCAACGUCCAAGCUAAUGUGCCAGCUGGAGGCCAGGCCCAGGCAGGUGGCGCCAUUGUCAUUAGAAGAGUUGUAAUGGAGAGUUUUGGCCCUUCCGCCACGCCGUAGUCUGUCGCCGCACCUGUGCGCCAGCGGGCCGUACUGUGGUGCGGCUGGAGAUAUGUCGCUGUUGCGGUCUCUGCGCCUGUGCCUGGUCACGCGGACUGGGAGCCACCCGGCAGGGUCCCUUCUGCUUCAGUCGGCCCAGCCAUGGCGCACGUUUCAGGCUGGGCCCUGGCUAUCUUCCUCGGCCUCCAGCAAGGAGCUCCUUAUGAAUCUGCGUCGGAAAACAGGCUAUUCCUUUGUGAACUGCAAAAAAGCUCUGGAGACUUGUGGCGGGGAUCUCAAACAGGCAGAGAUCUGGCUCCAAAAGCAGGCUCAGAAAGAGGGCUGGAGCAAAGCUGCCAAGCUCCAUGGGAGGAAGACUAAAGAAGGUCUGAUUGGGCUGCUGCAGGAAGGCAAUAUGGCUGUGUUGGUGGAGGUAAACUGUGAGACAGAUUUUGUUUCCAGAAAUUUAAAAUUUCAAGAGUUGGUCCAGCAAGUAGCCCUGGGAACCAUGUUGUACUGUCAGAACUUAAAGGAUCAACUUUCCACAUACAGCAAAGCCUUCUUGAAUUCCUCUGAGCUUUCUGGACUUCCAGCUGGGCCUGACAGAGAUGGCUCCCUGAAGGAUCAGUUGGCCUUAGCAAUUGGGAAACUGGGAGAAAACAUGACCCUUAAACGAGCUGCAUGGGUGAAGGUACCAUCUGGGUUCUACAUUGGCUCUUAUAUCCAUGGAGCAGUGCACAGUCCUUCAUUCAACAACCUGGAACUGGGGAAGUAUGGAGCCCUGGUCAUCUGUGAGACAUCUGAGCCGAAAGCAACCCUCGAAGAUGUUGGCCGCCACCUUGGGCAGCAUGUGGUGGGCAUGGCCCCUCUGUCUGUUGGCUCCCUGGAUGAUGAGCCCGGGGGAGAGACAGAGACCAAGAUGCUGUCCCAGCCAUACUUGCUGGAUCCCUCCAUUACAUUGGGACAGUAUGUACAGCCCCGGGGUGUGUCUGUAGUAGACUUUGUGAGGUUUGAAUGUGGAGAAAUUGAAGAGGCAACAGAGGCCCAAUAGGUUCCAGAGACUUUUGGCCAAGGAGGAAAUUUUUUUUUUAGCUCUGGACAUCAGUACAAGAAGUUAUUUCCUAAGCCCUUUAAAACCCAGAAUGGUUUUUUAGUUUAUGAUGAAAUUAUGGACUUCACAGGUAAAGUUAUUAAAUAAAAUAAUUAUAAAAUAGAGAGUAGAGUGUUUUCCUGUUUGCAUGAUACCAACUUUAGCUUUUUUUUUGUUUUUGUUUUUGUUUUGAGACAGGGUUUGCUGUGUAGCUCAGGCUGGCCCUGAACUCACUAUGUUGCCCAGCCUGGCCUCAAAUGCUUGGUGAUCCUCCUGCCUCAGCUCGGAAUGCUGGGAUUAUAGGCGUGUGCCACCAUCCUGCCUAACUAGCUUUUUUGUGCCUUUCUUGUGACAGGGUUUAGGAAGCAACAAGAACAGGCAUCAGUUGUAUUGCUGCUUCCUUCAACAUAGAUUUAUUUUGGUGUCCCUGAAAUUCCCAGCUUAUUUGUUCGGUCUCACUUCUAUGACACAGAAGUCUCAUUCUGCUUUUGCUUUGUGACACCUUGGGCAAGCUUCUGGAACUUCCCCAGUUACAUCUGCCACGUAGGUUUCGAGACUGUUGAUUCAAACCAGAGUUGUCUGGAAAAUGGGGGUUCAUUUGAUGUCUAUAGCACCCUUUAAAGCACUUUUCGGUGCUCUUCUCACCAGUUCUGGUCGCAUCUGCAGAAAUUAGUAACACGUGGCUCUACUUCUCUUUUGGGUGUGGGUGAGUGAGUACUGAGGUUUCCUGGUCAGCUAUAGGGCAGAUUUUUGACAUUCUUGUGGCAGAAAUAGGAAUUACAGUUGUUAUCCAAAGAGCUCGCUCAACAUUGCCUGUUUAUUUCCUCAGUACGUUGCUCCCAACAACAUUACCAUAAUAAGCAAGCCCCAAAUACUGAGAAGAACUCUGUUUGCUCCUACAAGUAUCUUUAUUUGAAAAAUUAAAAAUGCUCUGGCACAUAA
Messenger RNA from Heterocephalus glaber (naked mole-rat), 2221 nucleotides. RefSeq names its product Ts translation elongation factor, mitochondrial (gene Tsfm). Gene Ontology annotation, molecular function: protein binding; translation elongation factor activity. Lineage: Eukaryota; Metazoa; Chordata; Mammalia; Rodentia; Bathyergidae. The record is from RefSeq and is a predicted model, not a curated record. Gene Ontology annotation, biological process: mitochondrial translational elongation.